AUGUGUCUUGUCUGGCUAUCUUCGUACUUGUACGAGUAUUCGCAAAGCACGAAUGGCAAGUAUGCUUGCCGCCAACCCAGCGACUGCAAAGCAACUACCAGCACAGUACCUGUCCAGCUGCAACCAACCAACAGUUCAUCCAGGGAACGCAAUACCAUGCGGCACUGUGGGCGUCUGAACAAAAGAAAAAAAAUCGAAAAAGUGACCUAAAAAGAGUCGAAUUGUGUGCCACCACCAUCAUAAAGCGGCGGGCGAGAGCCCACCCUCCUGCAGAGGCAAUCAGGUCGCUACAGGCUUCACCAUUGUCACCAAAAAGUCUCGAUCCUGCGUGGAGUUCGUGACUUUCUCCUCACUCAUGCUGAGUAUUUAUCAUACCUGAACCGUCCCCAUUCCACCUUUUUCACACGCUACCGCCACGCUACCGCCGUCUUAUGAUCUCGCUGGGGAACCAGGGGAAGCAACACUCCGCGCUAUAAUGAUGGCAGCGAAGGGAUUAGUGUCGCGGUUUAUAUUUAUUCUUUGGUCGAUGUCUCACUAAUGUCUGAUCGCUGAUUCUUGCGCUUCCGCACAACUACUCGAGUACUCUUAUUCGGCGUUGACGUUUGUUCCUUCACCGCUCCUCACUUCAACUUUCCCAACCCCCCCCAACUCCCGGCCCUCACCCCUCAUUAAAUUUCCGCACCACCUUUGAGCCACUUUCCCUCCUUCGUCACCUGUGCCUGGAGAUACUUAUGAUCUUCGAGUGAGCCCCUCUACGAGUACACACCACGUGUAAUUGUACGAUACACCUCUGCGUUCCUACCGCUGUUGGGACCACCGCAGGAAGCCGCACAGGUUGAGGUCGAAGGGGGAAGAAACUUGUUAAUGCCCAAACCUUCAAUCAAUUUACGUGUGGUCUUUGCUCUUUUUCCCUAUCUGACCUUAAUUUUCUCUGCUAUCAUUUUAACUUUUUACCCUGUGGCGGGAGGGGGGGGGGUCUAUAUUUUGCUAUUCAUGAUUUGAUACUUUGCUUUCAGUGCUUGGGGUUCACCUGCUAACUGACCACGGAUUCCCGCGAUUUAGCUCCUGUCGGGAGGGCCCUGAAAAAGCCCUGAAUCAAUCCAUACAGAGGCAGGAAGAAGGGACCGCAAAGGCUAAAAUUAAAAAGGGUUCGAGAGCGAAUGCCGUAUGGGAGGGGAGAAUGUAAAAAGGAGAGAGAAGAACAGAAAAAGGGAGGGCGGACCAAAAAAUCUACUAGCGGAGCAAGCGGAUGGGGGUGAUUUGCCUCCGUCACUCUAUAGUACCUAGUCGGUAUACCGGGUAAGUUCCCAGGAAAUCAAAGUUUUC
This is a messenger RNA of Tuber melanosporum (Perigord truffle), 1326 nucleotides long. RefSeq lists its product as uncharacterized. The transcript has a single exon. NCBI's taxonomy places the organism in Eukaryota, Fungi, Ascomycota, Pezizomycetes, Pezizales, Tuberaceae. Bases 1 to 210 code for a protein of 69 amino acids. The record is from RefSeq and is a predicted model, not a curated record.